This is a messenger RNA of Lactuca sativa (garden lettuce), 1595 nucleotides long. Its product is annotated as ATP-citrate synthase alpha chain protein 2. The record is from RefSeq and is a predicted model, not a curated record. Gene Ontology annotation, molecular function: succinate-CoA ligase (ADP-forming) activity. NCBI's taxonomy places the organism in Eukaryota, Viridiplantae, Streptophyta, Magnoliopsida, Asterales, Asteraceae. Gene Ontology annotation, biological process: tricarboxylic acid cycle; succinyl-CoA metabolic process. Gene Ontology annotation, cellular component: succinate-CoA ligase complex.
CCUUCUUCCCGCCGGGAAAAAAACAAAACAGUAAAGUAAUUAAUUGAAAAAAAUCACAACUUUGCAACUAUAAAUUAGUUGGUGUUCUUAGUGAAUAUAUUUGCUCUGCAUCUAAUCUCUCACAGCCAUCGAACGAUCUCACAACUGGUUUUUAAGGAACGAUAAUGGCACGCAAGAAGAUCAGAGAGUAUGAUUCCAAAAGGCUGGUGAAGGAGCAUUUUAAGAGGAUUUCUGGUUCCGAAUUGGCUAUUAAAUCUGCACAGGUUACAGAAUCAACCGACUUGAAUGAGCUAAUCGAGAGGGAACCUUGGCUAUCCUCAUCCAAAUUGGUUGUGAAGCCCGAUAUGUUGUUUGGGAAACGUGGGAAAAGUGGACUCGUUGCUCUAAAUCUUGAUUUAGCCCAAGUUUCUGAAUUUGUAAAAGCACGACUUGGCAAAGAGGUUGAGAUGGGAGGAUGCAAAGGUCCCAUAACCACAUUCAUCGUUGAACCUUUUAUUCCACACAAUGAUGAGUUUUAUAUCAACAUUGUUUCUGAGCGAUUAGGGUGUAGCAUUAGUUUUUCAGAAUGUGGAGGAAUUGACAUUGAAGAGAAUUGGGACAAGGUCAAGACAAUCUUUUUACCAACUGGGAUAUCUUUGAAUCAAGAGAUAUGCGCUCCACUUGUUGCAACUCUUCCAUUGGAGAUCAAACCUGUAAUUGAGGACUUUAUCAAAUCCAUAUACACUCUAUUUAUAGAUCUUGACUUCACUUUCCUAGAAAUGAACCCUUUCACCUUGGUUGAUGGAAAACCUUAUCCUCUUGAUAUGAGAGGAGAGCUUGAUGACACUGCUGCUUUCAAGAACUUCAAAAAGUGGGGCAACAUUGAGUUCCCAUUGCCUUUUGGAAGAGUUAUGAGUGCCACAGAAAGCUUUAUUCAUGGACUAGAUGAAAAGACUAGUGCAUCUUUGAAGUUUACAGUUCUUAAUCCAAAGGGAAGAAUUUGGACCAUGGUUGCAGGUGGAGGGGCCAGUGUCAUAUAUGCCGAUACAGUUGGAGAUCUUGGUUAUGCUUCCGAGCUUGGAAAUUAUGCAGAAUACAGUGGUGCACCAAACGAAGAGGAGGUUUUGCAGUAUGCUAGAGUUGUCAUUGAUUGUGCAACUGCUGAUCCGGAUGGGCAAAAGAGAGCUCUUGUAGUAGGAGGUGGAAUUGCUAACUUCACAGAUGUUGCAGCCACAUUCAAUGGCAUCAUUCGUGCAAUGAAAGAAAAGGAGUCUAAGUUGAAAGCUGCAAACAUGCAUAUCUAUGUAAGGAGAGGAGGUCCAAAUUACCAAAGAGGACUUGCACGGAUGCGUGCACUCGGAGAAGAAAUUGGCAUCCCAAUUGAGGUGUAUGGUCCUGAGGCAACAAUGACCGGAAUAUGCAAACAAGCAAUUGACUGCAUUACUGCAGCUGCAUAAACUUUGUUGUGUUUUGUUGAAUUCAAAUGUAGCAUGUAACUCAAGUGUUUUGUUGUGUUAUGUUUUGUUUUUGUAUGGGUGUGUCUUUGUUUUUUUUUUUUAAACCACAUUGUAGAAAAUUGAAGAAAAAAGAAAUAAUCUUGCGGCUCGUUUGAUAUA